Molecule: messenger RNA, 7041 nt
Organism: Orycteropus afer afer
Lineage: Eukaryota; Metazoa; Chordata; Mammalia; Tubulidentata; Orycteropodidae
Source: RefSeq, a predicted model, not a curated record
AUGGAGACUUGGAACACCUUUUUGGGGAUCAUCUUCCUUACAACUAGCUUUGGAUUCAUCAAGUCACAGAGAACUGUCUGCAGGAAGGCCUCUGUGGGAGAUGUCGUGUUUCUGGUAGACAACAGCAUCAAUCCUCAACAGGCCCGUAGCGUGCGGAACUUCUUGUCCACGCUGGUAAAUGGCUUCCAUGUCAGCAGAGAUACCAUCCGUGUGAGUCUGGCCAAGUACAGCAAUGAACCCAGUUCAGAGUUCCUCCUUUCUACCUACCACCACAGAAUCGAUGUAUUGAGGCACAUUCAGAGGCUUCCAUUUAAGCCUGGAGGCAGGAAGACGGGCCUGGCUCUGCAGUUCAUCCUAGAGCACCACUUCCAGGAAACAGCAGGCAGCCGUGCAAGCCAAGGGGUGCCUCAGGUCGCCAUGGUGAUCAGCAGUGGCCCAGCUGAGGACCGUGUCCAUGAACCUGCAGAGGCACUGAAGAGAGCAGGCAUCCUGCUUUAUGCUGUUGGCAUCAGAGAUGCAGUUGGGACAGAGCUCAGGGAGAUGGCAAGCAGUCCUGAGGAGAAGUUUGUCACCUUAGUUCCCAACUUCCCUGGCCUGGGCAGUCUUGCCCAGAGGCUGCGUCAAGAGCUCUGUGAUACUUUGGCAAAGGCAGUUCAACCUGUUGACCACAUCUCUCCAGCUUGCAGAGAAGUGGCCCUGGCAGACAUUGUGUUCUUAGUGGAUAGCUCAACCAGCAUUGGACCCCAGAACUUCCAGAAAGUGAAGAACUUCCUUUACUCUGUUGUCUUGGGGCUUGACAUCAGCAGUGACCAGGUCCGAGUGGGACUUAUCCAGUAUAAUGACAACAUCUACCCAGCCUUUCAGCUGAACCAGUAUCCUCUGAAGAGCAUGGUCCUGGAGCAGAUCCGGAAUCUGCCCUACCGCCCAGGAGGCACAAGCACGGGAAGUGCCCUGGAGUUCGUCAGGACCAACUACCUGACUGAGGCAGCUGGCAGCCGGGCCCAGGAAAGGGUUCCUCAGAUAGUUAUCCUGGUGACAGAUGGAGAGUCAAGUGAUGAAGUCCAGGAGACUGCUGACAGGUUGAAAGCAGAUGAAGUUGUUGUGUACGUGGCAGGAAUUAAUGUUCAGGAUGUCCAGGAGUUGCAAAAAAUAGCCAGUGAACCAUCUGAGAAGUUUCUCUUCAACACCGAAAACUUUGACAUCCUGCAGGAUCUCUCAGGAAGCAUCCUUCAGACUCUGUGCUCUGCAGUGGAGGGUAAUAUUAAAGAAUUCAACAAGGCUUAUGCAGAUGUGGUCUUUCUUGCUGACACCUCUCAGGACACAUCACAGGCCAGUUUCCAGUGGAUGAAGAAUUUCCUCUCCAGAGUGGUUGGCAUGCUGGAGGUUGGCAGGAACAAGCACCAGAUUGGGCUGGCUCAGUAUGGCGAUCAAGGUCACACUGAAUUUUUGUUCAAUACCUACCAGACGCAGAAUGAGAUGAUUGUUCAUAUCCAGAAGCAGUUUAGGCUCCGGGGUGGCUCCAGGAGGACAGGCAAGGCUCUGCAAUACCUUCGUCAGACCUUCUUCCAGGAGGCAGCAGGAAGUCGGUUUCUCCAGGGUGUUCCCCAGUAUGCAGUGGUCAUUACUUCGGGCAAGUCUGAAGAUGAGGUCUGGGAGGCCGCACAGGCACUGAAGGAGAAAGGUGUGAAAGUCAUGUCUGUGGGGAUGCAGAACUUCGAAAGGAAAGAAGUAGAGGGGAUGGGAACCCCAUCCCUUGUAUAUGAGAUCCAAGGAGAGGAUGGACUCAGACAGAUGCUGCAGGAUGUGCGUAUGGUGAUCCAAGAGACUGGGCAGCCAGCACUAAGGACCCAGGUCAAUGAGGAGGCUGCUGUAGUGUGUCCAAUUGCAGUUCCAGCUGACUUAGUAUUCCUGGUUGAGGAAUUUAGCAGGGCUAAUCAAGCGAAUUUCCAACAAGUUGUCAAUUUCCUAAAGUCCACUGUCAGAUUGCUAAGAAUCCAUCCUGAUGCUGUGAGAAUUGGCUUGGUCUUUUACAGAGAGGAACCACAACAUGAGUUUUCACUGAACACAUUUCAGAAUCCAGCCCAAAUCUUGGAGCAUUUGGAUAAAUUAACCUACAGAGGAAGAGAAGGAAGGCUCAAGACUGGUGCUGCUUUGGAUUUCCUAAGGAACAGGGUUUUCAUUCAGGAGAAAGGCAGCCGGUCCACGCAAGGUGUGCAACAGAUAGCUGUGGUCAUCACAGAAAGCAUCUCCCAAGAUAACGUGUCCAGACCAGCUUCUCUCCUCCGUAGGGCAGGGGUUACCAUCUAUGCAGUGGGUACCCAGCUUGCCUCAGAGAGCAAGGACCUGGAGAAAAUGGCGUCCUAUCCUCCUUGGAAGCAUGUGGUCUCCCUGGAGUCUUUCCUGCAACUCUCCAUUGUGAGGAGCAAGAUUAAGAACCAACUCUGCACUGAAAUUGUGGGAAAAAUGGAUUUAGACUUUGGAGUGAGCAAUAUACCACAAGAAGGUUGUGUGCAUAUUGAGAAGGCAGAUAUAUACUUCCUCAUUGAUGGUUCUGGCAGCAUCCCACAUGAAGAUUUUCUUGAAAUGAAGGUGUUCAUGAAGGAGAUGAUAAAUAUGUUCCAGAUUGGGCCUAACAAAGUACAGUUUGGAGUCGUUCAAUACUCAUAUAAAACACAGAGUCAGUUUAUCCUCAGCCAGUAUCCCAGUGUGGCAGGGCUGAAGGUAGCCAUUGAUGGCAUCCAGCAGAUGGGAGGUGAUACCAACACAGGUCAGGCCUUGAAUGAUAUGAAGCAAAUCUUUGCAAACACUGCCCGUGGCAAUGUACCUCGACAUCUCAUAGUCAUCACUGGUGGGAAAUCUGAUGACCCAGUGGCUGAGGCGGCAGAGGCCUUGAGGGGAGGUGAUGUCAUCAUCUAUGUGAUUGGAGUACGGGAUGCUAACAUGGAUGAGCUUAGAAAAAUUGCUAAAGACAGGAUUUUUUUCAUUAAUGAGUUUGAUUCUUUGAAGGUCAUCCAACAAGAAGUGGUACAGGACAUCUGCUCCUCAGAGAUCUGUAAGGAUAAGAAAGCAGAUAUUAUCUUCCUGAUAGAUGGUUCAGAAAGCAUCUCCUCAAAAGACUUUGACAAGAUGAAGGGAUUCGUGGAGAGAAUGGUGAACAUAUCUAAUAUUAGUCCUGAUGAUGUUCAGAUUGGCCUUUUGCAGUUCAGCUCAGAACCUCAGGAAGAAUUCAUGCUCAACCAAUACUAUUCGAAGGUGGACAUUCGCAGAGCCAUCUCGAUUGUUCAGCAGAUAAACGAUGGCACCCGCACUGGGAAAGCCCUGAAUUUUACUCUGCCUUUUUUUGACAGCUCAAGAGGAGGGAGAUCCAGUGUUCAUCAGUAUUUGAUUGUGAUCACCGAUGGGGUUGCGAAGGAUAACGUAGAAAUACCAGCCAAGGCCCUCAGGGACAGAAACAUAAUUAUUUUUGCCAUUGGGGUGGGGGAAGCCAAAAAGUCUCACCUUUUGGAGAUUACUAAUGACCAGGACAAAGUGUACUAUGGAGAAAAUUUUGAGUCCCUUCAGAAUCUGGAGAAGACAAUUCUUUAUCAGGUCUGUACCCCACAAGAAUGCAACAUGGAGGUGUCCAUAGGAAUUGAUAUCUCAACUUCCAAAAGGCGAGUUCAGCAGACUCUUCAAGACUUACUGCCAGAACUAAUGCAACAGUUGGCCUUCCUUUCCAACAUCAGCUGUAGUGUUCCUGGUCAGGUCCACACGAGAUUCCGUUACUUGGUUUCUGGCCCAUAUGGGCAGAUUAUCUUUGACUCACACUUUGAGAAUUCCAGUGACAAGAUCACCCAGGUGUUCUUGGCUGCCAAGAACAAUCGUAUGGAUGUGGAUUUUUUGCAUUCCUUGGGAGAAGUUACUGUCCUGACUUCUGCUAACGUGAAGGUCCUUUUAGUGUUUACAGAUGGACUGGAUGAUGAUUUAGAGAGACUUAAGGAAAAAUCCAGGCUCCUCCGCACUGCAGGGCUCUCUGGACUCCUAAUCGUUGCCUUGGAAGGUGUCCAGAAAUUAGAAGAGCUCCAGGAGCUGGAAUUUGGCAGAGGAUUUGGAUAUAAGCAACCUCUGAGCAUCACACUGCGAUCCCUCCCAAAGCUCUUACUGAAGCAACUUGACACAAUUGUAGAAAGAACAUGCUGCAGUAUGUACAGGCAAUGUUUUGGAGAAGAAGGAGACAAAGGAGAUGGUGGGAGUCCUGGGAGCAAGGGAGAAAGGGGUCCUGAUGGAUUACCGGGCCAUCCUGGUGAAGAAGGUGUACCUGGAAAAAGAGGCCCCCAAGGUCUUCCUGGACUCCGAGGGGAGGAAGGAUGCCCUGGUCUGAGGGGACCUAAGGGAGCAAAAGGAUUUUCAGGAGAGAAGGGUGUCCCUGGUGAGGACGGUAUUGACGGCUUGAAUGGAGAACAGGGUGAACGUGGAGUCCCAGGGUCAUCUGGAGAAAAAGGAAGCAGAGGAAAUCGGGGCUUGACAGGACCCCCAGGACAACUUGGAGAACAUGGAAUGCAAGGUGUAAAGGGAGAUCCUGGAGAUCCUGGAAGUGAUAGUUAUAUCCAGGGCCCUAAGGGAGAAAAGGGAAGGCGUGGGCAUCAGGGAAGUUCUGGUUUUGAUGGACUUCAAGGGGAAACUGGAAACAUCGGCCCUAAUGGGCCAAGAGGAAGACAAGGUCAGCCAGGGUUGAAGGGUUUGCAUGGACAACCUGGCAAACAGGGUUACCAAGGAGAGCUUGGGUAUCCAGGCCCACAGGGACCAGGAGGAAGACAAGGAAUACCAGGAGUUUUGGGAGAAAAAGGCUUACUGGGUGCUCAGGGGAAUCCUGGGUCUACAGGACCAAAGGGUUCUAAAGGAAAAGCUGGGCCACCAGGAAGGAAGGGAAAGUCUGGUGAACCAGGAGAAGAAGGCCCACGGGGACCACAAGGACUGAGAGGGCAGCCUGGUCUUCGUGGUCCAGAUGGAUAUGGAAGGCCAGGAAGAAAAGGAGUGAAGGGCAAACAUGGAUUUCCUGGCUAUCCUGGUGCACAAGGAGAAGAUGGUGACCGAGGCCACAGAGGAGAGAAGGGGGCAAAGGGAAUCAGAGGGAAGAGGGGUAAUGCUGGCUUUCCUGGGUUUGCUGGAACUCCAGGGGAGCAAGGCCCACCAGGAAAAAUGGGUGUCAAGUCCCCAAAAGGUUUGGUAGAGAUGAUGCCUUGCGAAAUUGUCACUCUCACCCGAGAAAACUGCCCUUGCUCAAUAGGUGUUUCCAAAUGCCCUGCGUUCCCAACCGAAGUGGUCUUUGCCCUGGACAUGUCAAAUGAUGUCUCCCAGUUGGAUUUUGAAAGGAUGAGAGACAUUCUGUUAUCUCUGUUGUUGAAGAUGGAAAUAAGUGAGACUAACUGCCCAACGGGUGCCCGAGUGGCCAUCGUUUCAUACAGUGACAAAACAGAUUACCUGGUUCGCUUCUCAGACUACAAGGGGAAGACUGCCCUCUUGCAGGCUGUUAGGAAAAUCCCUCUGGCACAGUCAUCUGGCCGCCGGAGUCUUGGGACCACCAUGAGGUUUGUGGGGAGACACGCAUUCAAACGUGUGCGCUCAGGACUUCUUAUGAGGAAGGUGGCUGUAUUCUUUGAUGUAGGCUGGAUCUAUGAUACAGCUUCCAUUAACAUAGCUACACUGGAACUCAGUGCACUGGACAUUAUUCCUGUGGUCAUCACCUUCACGAAGGAGCACAACCUCCCAGAUGUUCUGUUGAUGGAUGCAACCAAAAGAUUUCACCUGUUCAUCUGGGAGACUGUGAGGCAGCAAGAUGUGGAGUACCUGGCCCGCUGCACUCUCUGCUAUGACAAAUGCCGACCCCACCCGGAUUGCGACCUGGGAGCACCCAGGCCCCUGGAGGUGGACGUGGAUGUGGCGUUCGUGGUGGACGGCUCUCACAGCGUCAGCACCAAUGUGUACCUUGCAGCCUUGGGCCUAGUGGCCACUACACUCAAUGACCUGGAGGUGGCCGAGCAACCCAGUGCAUCCCACCACGGGGCACGCGUGGCUCUGGUGACAUACACGACGCCUGGCUUCAGGCCUGGAAGGGGGCACCCUCCAGUGACAGAGAAUUUCCAUCUGACCUCCUAUGGUCACCGGUCUCAGAUGCAGCAGCAUGUCCGUGGGAUCGCGGACCACCCCCCACAGGGAGCCGCUGCCCUGGGUCAUGCCCUGGAGUGGACGCUGGAGAAGGUGCUCCUGGAAGUCCCGCUGCCGCGGAGAGCGCAAGUCCUUUUCGCCAUCGUGGCCAGUGAGACCAGUGACUGGGACAGGGAGAAGCUAAGGACUUUGUCCCUGGAAGCCAAAUGCCAGGGCGUCGCUCUGUUUGUGCUGGCCUUAGGUUCGGGCGUGGGACCCCUGGAGCUGGCUGAGCUGGAUCAUGUGGCCAGCACCCCUUCUGAGCAGCAUCUGCUGCGCCUAGAGGGGAUCUCAGACUCAGAGGUGGACUAUGCCCAGGGAUUUAUACGAGCCUUUUUCAACCUCCUAAAUACGGAAACAAACCAGUACCCACCCCCAGAGCUCAUUAAUGAAUGUGGGGGACCGAACCGUGGGGACACUCGGCUGAAAUCAGUCAUGGCUAUCAAGAGGUUGCCCAAGCGCCAGUUUGAUGUGUCUGUCUUUGCUGAGGACUUGGAAGCAUAUGAAGCAACAGAUUUUUUUCUAGGGGGAGAGAGAAAAGCCAUGAUAGCAUCUGUAACUCAACAAGAACUUGAAAAUUAUUAUGAAAAGAACAAAUAUGACUCUGGAAAUAAUAAACAAGAAACACCAGCAAAACAAGAAGAAACAAAAGAACUAAAUUUAGGCACCACUUAUGAUCCUUGCUUCAUGGGACCAGAGGAAGGCAAGUGCCAGGAAUACAUCCUGAAAUGGUACUACAACAAGGAAGAGCAGGUUUGCCAGCAGUUCUGGUAUGGCAGCUGUGGGGGCAAUGCCAACCGAUUCAACACCAAGGAAGAAUGUGAGACUCAGUGUGUCCAAACACCCCUAAGGAAUUAG